Lingula anatina is the source of this 371-nucleotide messenger RNA. RefSeq lists its product as uncharacterized. The record is from RefSeq and is a predicted model, not a curated record. Lineage: Eukaryota; Metazoa; Brachiopoda; Lingulata; Lingulida; Lingulidae.
UUUUCAAAAUGACAGCUGCCUUCACGAAUCCCGUUGCCGACCUACAACAAUAUGAUCCAAGAUAUAAAGUGGAAGUCCUCCUGAAUGAGUCCAUGCUAACAAACUUUAAGAGAGGCAAUGCUGUGGACCCCACCAUUGAAGUAACAGCCCUGUGUGCCCAGUUGGACUUCCUCUGUCUAAAGGAGAUGGAACUUCAGGAUAGAAGAGGCACAACAAAUGAAAAGAAACCACUAUCAAGAACCCCGUCUGGACAAAUUUCAAAUGCAUUUGAAACAAAAGUCUCCAUCAUGUGGAAAGAAACCAUAUCAAAGGAAGAAACCCUGCGCCACCUGAACAACUUUUCCAUGCAAAUAAUUAUAGUAACAAAAUAA